Molecule: messenger RNA, 564 nt
Organism: Malaya genurostris
Lineage: Eukaryota; Metazoa; Arthropoda; Insecta; Diptera; Culicidae
Exons: 2
Coding region: 51-452 (133 amino acids)
Source: RefSeq, a predicted model, not a curated record
UUCACAUCAACAUUGUCAAAGAACAUCUCGUCAACGUUACCGUCGUCGUAAUGUCCAUGUGUCCGGUAGUACCUCACUUUCGUUCGACGGAUCUAAUUCAGCCGGUGAAGCAACAGCCCGAUACUGUGCAUUUCAAAGGAUCUUUUCCGUUGCGAAAAUUCAAAUCAAACCCGGACCUCGUGGUAGUGAAGGCGAUCGAACAAAAUCGUUUCGAUAGGAUUCCAUCGCCCACGGUGUGCGGCCCGGAAGUGAUGUUGAUACACCGCCGGAUGGAGAAAAUCAAUUCUCGGGAUAAAAAAAUGGAAAAAACUCGUGUAUACGUUCGUCCUGGAUCUCUGGAAACGGGGGAUUGCAGAAAUAAACAAAAUAGAAACUUAGCGGUUGAAAACGAAAUCGGUGAGAUUAGUCAAUUGUGUCAGGAAUUUUCGGAUCAAAUUUGUUUGUUGAAGUGAAUCACUAGAUGCUAUGUUAUUAAAUUGCUGUUUUGUAUUGGAGUGCCUUCCUCGACUGCCGGUGUUUUCAAUUGAAUUGCAAGUAACAAAGAAUUAUAUUUCGAACAUUAAA